AUGCUCAUCCUCGUUUUCCUGCUCUUCUCCAGCGUGGACCUCCGCCAAAUAAGCGGAGCAACGACGGACACGCUCACCUUGGGCCAGUCUCUCCCAUGGAACGAGACGCUGGUCUCCAAGGGCGGCAACUUCGAGCUCGGCCUCUUCUCCCCGGGCAAGUCCAAGAAGCACUACAUCGGCAUCUGGUUCAGGAAGGUCUCCAAGCAAACGGUCGUGUGGGUGGCGAACCGUGACCGCCCGAUCCUUGAGCCGUCGGCCUCUCGCUUCACGCUGAGCGACCGCGGCGAGCUCCUCCUCCACGCGACGCCAUCCAACACCCUGCUGUGGUCGUCCAACGCGUCCUCCCCGUCGCCGCCGCGCACCACCGUCGCCACGCUCCAGGAUGACGGCAACCUCGUGGUGCGGAGCAACGCGUCGGCGUCGUCGUCCGUGGCGUGGCAGAGUUUCGACCACCCCACGGACACGUGGCUCCCCGGGGCUAGGCUCGGCUACGACAGGGCCCGCGGCGUGCACAGCUUCCUGACGUCGUGGACCGACUCGGAGAACCCGGCGCCCGCCACCUUCUCCAUGGAGAUCGACCAGCGCGGGCAGGCCAAGUUUGACCUGCUCGCCGGCGGCACGCACCAGUACUGGACGACCGGCGUGUGGGACGGCGAGGUCUUCGAGAACGUGCCGGAGAUGCGGUCGGGCUACUUCGACGGCGUCCCGUACGCACCCAACGCCAGCGUGAACUUCUUCAGCUACAAGAACCGGGUACCGGGCAUCGGCAACUUCGUGCUGGAAGUGAACGGGCAGAUGCAGCGGCGGCAGUGGAGCCCGGAGGCAGGGAAGUGGAUCCUCUUCUGCUCCGAGCCCCACGACGGGUGCGACGUCUACGGCUCCUGCGGGCCCUUCGGUGUGUGCCGCAACACCUCCAGCGCCAUGUGCGAGUGUCCCGCGGCCUUUGCGCCGCGGUCGCGGGGAGUGGAAACUGGGGAACACGGCCUCAGGGUGCGUGAGGCGGACCAAACUGGAUUGUCCCAACGACGGCUUCCUGAAGCUGCCGUACGCCGUGGAGCUUCCGGGAGGCUCGGCAGAGGCGGCCGGAGCCCGGAGCGACAAGACGUGUGCUCUCUCCUGCCUGCGAGACUGCUCCUGCACUGCCUACGCCUACGACGCAGCGAAGUGCUUGGUGUGGAAGGGCGAGCUCGUCAACCUGAAGACACUCCCUGGCGAUCAAGGCAUCGCGGGGGCUGUUGUUCUUCACGUCCGUGUCGCAGCCUCGGAGGUGCCACCGCCUGCGGCGCAUCAUUCUUGGAGGAAGUCAAUGGUGAUCAUUAG
Miscanthus lutarioriparius is the source of this 1320-nucleotide messenger RNA. NCBI's taxonomy places the organism in Eukaryota, Viridiplantae, Streptophyta, Magnoliopsida, Poales, Poaceae. The record is from the annotation of a GenBank genome assembly.